Solea solea (common sole) is the source of this 1857-nucleotide messenger RNA. RefSeq names its product solute carrier family 22 member 7-like. The record is from RefSeq and is a predicted model, not a curated record. Gene Ontology annotation, cellular component: membrane. Gene Ontology annotation, molecular function: transmembrane transporter activity. The coding region runs from base 105 to 1760 and encodes 551 amino acids. Gene Ontology annotation, biological process: transmembrane transport. NCBI's taxonomy places the organism in Eukaryota, Metazoa, Chordata, Actinopteri, Pleuronectiformes, Soleidae. The transcript has 11 exons.
AGGAUCAGGUCGACUGCUGCUGCUGGUGCUGCUGCUGGUGAGGAGGAACCCUUACUUCAUAUCUCCUCCUUUCUCCUGACAUUGCAGACGUCCACGCUUACAGGAUGAAGUUUGAGAAGAUCUUGGAGGAGAUCAAUGGUUUCGGCUCUUUCCAGCUUCUCCUCAUCGUCCUGCUCUGUUCUCCUCGUAUCGUUCUCCCGUGUCACUACCUGCUAAACAUCUUCAUCGCCACGGUGCCUCCUCAUCACUGUGACCUCAGUGACCUCAGUGACCUCGACGACGCUGCAGAGACGCUCACAAACCUGAGUGACGCACAGAGACUGACGGUCAGCGUUCCAAAGCACAAAGAUGGGACCUUCAAGUCGUGUGAGAUGUUUGCAGAGCGUCAGUUUCAGCUUUUAUCUAACAUCUCAAACAUUAGCGCUGACGUGUCCACAGUCCAGUGUCACAGCGGGUGGGUUUACGACAACUCCAGCUUCAGCUCCACGCUCGCAACAGAGUGGGACCUCGUCUGUGACAGGAAGAGUCUGAGGAACACCACGGGUACCAUCUUCUUCCUGGGAGUGAUGGUGGGAUCCAUAGUUUUUGGAUUCCUCUGUGAUAAAUACGGGAGGAAGAAGACUCUCCUGGUGUCGUACGUGAUCUCGAUGGUGUUCAGCCUCUCCAGUGCGUUUGCAAACUCCUACGUCAUGUUCGCCGUGCUCAGGUUUCUCACUGGGUUCGGAAUGACGGGAAUCGGCAUCAAUUCAUUGGUUCUCUCCAUCGAGUGGGUCGACGCAGACCACAGGUCGUUUAUCGGCGUGAUCGGCAGCUUGUCCUGGUCUGUGGGAAACAUGAUGCUCGCCGGCUUUGCCUUCUUGGUGAAUGACUGGCGGACGCUGGUCAUGGUUGUGACGGCACCGCUGGGCCUGGCAGUUUUGACCUGGUGGUGGAUUCCUGAAUCUGCUCGAUGGCUGUUGGCCAACGGUAAAGUGGAGACGGCUCAGUUUUACCUCGACAGAUGUGCAAAGUUCAACAAGAGAGCAAAAGUAAAUGUGGAGACUCUCUGCAACAAGGAAGACCUUGAAACGCAAGACAAGAACUAUACGUACCUUCACCUGAUCAAGACCCCGAAGAUUAGAAAAAUAUCGGUGAUCAUUGGGAUUGUGUGGUUCGGAGUUGCGGCCACGUAUUACGGAAUCAGCCUGAACAUCGGAGGCUUGGGUCUGAACGUUUACCUCACACACUUCAUCUACGCAGCCAUCGAAGUUCCCGCCAAACUCAUGAUUUACUGUUUACUCGACAUCAUCGGACGCAGGAAGUGUCAGUCAGGAACGCUGUUACUGACGGGAACCUGCAUCGCCAUCAACAUCCUUGUCCCCAGAGAUCUGUGGAUUAUUCGCAGCGUUGUUGCGAUCCUUGGUAAAGGUUUGUCUGAAGCUGCCUUCACAACGGUUUUCCUCUACACGUCAGAGCUUUACCCGACAGUCGUCAGACAAAACGCUUUAGGCUACGCCAACUUCGUGAGUCGCGUGGGCGUCUCGGUGGCUCCGCUCGUCCUGCUGCUGGACGACGUGUGGACGCCCCUCCCUCAGAUUGUCCUCUGCUGCGUGGCCGUCUCGUCGGGUCUUGCGUCUCUGCUGCUGCCGGAGACGCUGAAGGCUCGGCUGCCGCAGACCAUCGACGACAUCGAGGAGGAGCGCGGAAGAAACAUCGUCUCCUCUCACGCCGCGGACUCUUCAGCUGUUUUCCUGGAACCAAAGAGCGAAGAAGACAGUUAGCAGCGAGGACACGAGUACACGAGGACACGAGGACAACAAAGACUUAUUUUAGUUUCACACACUGAACCUUUUUAAAUGAAACACAUGAAGAAAUACA